AGCUAAUGCUAGUAUUUCUUUCUUCACUUCAUUGCGAAAUAGUAACAAGAAGGUAUUUCCCCGUUAUCUACAUACAUAUAUGUAUAUGUGUUUAUGCAUAUUCGAUUAUAAGUACUUAUGUAUGUAUGUAUGUAUACAAUAUAAAACCUUCUCACAUACGGCGUUUUUAGUCACUCGUUGUCAUUUCAUUCCUAAACACAUUUCCCAGUGGACGCAUGAGAAUAAAAAGUAGAUGCACUAAAUAUGACGUCAUUACUUGAGUCUUCACAUGAUGAAAUUAUUAGGAAUACAGUUGAAAAUUUUUCAAAGGUGUGCAAUUCCGCGGAUUUUCUUGCUAUCGCGCCGGCACUUCUACAAAAGAUUGUCACUUCCAAUAAGCUUGAUAUUGAUUGCGAAUUAGACGUCUUCAAUACGCUUGUACGCUGGUAUGAGCACGACAAAGAGAAUCGAGAAAAAUGGAUUUCUUUAUUAAUAUCCUCACUGAGGCUCAAUCAAUUUGACCCCGCCUUUAUUAUUCAGUACAUAAAGCCCUUACCUCGGUGCGAGCAAUUAGUGGCACAAGCAUUAAGUCGGAUAAAUGAACCCACAAACACUUUAAGUAGAAAUUUACCGGAACAAGGAAAAACGCGAAGUGAGCGAAAUUGUACGUUGCUGGUUUUGAAUGACGUAAAGGUGUGUAUAAUUAGUCUGUACAUGUAUCGGUCAUCGAUAAUAAUCGAUUUACGCAUAUUGACAACCAUUUUUCAGAAACUAAAAUUUAUGCUACGCUACGACAGAACGCUGGAGAAAUGGCAAAAAUGUUUUCAAUUUAAAUUUGUGGAUUACAGUUUUGGUUUAAUUUAUCACGAGAAAGCUUUACUUUUUAUUGGCGGACGCGGCAGAGGCAUACAGAGGAAUGCCACUGUCAAGCGUUUAGAUUUGGAGACCCUCACCUGGUCAGAAAUGUCUAAAAUGUCACAGCGGCGUGAUGAUUUGUGCGUAGUGAAGUUGGAUGAGAAAAUUUAUGCUUUUGGUGGACAUGAUGGCGGUGAGCCUUUCAAUACAGCGGAAAUGUAUGCGUUAAAAGAAUCAAUUUCUUUUAAGUUUUUUAAAUUCUUUCGAUUAUUAAAUUCUUUCGCCUUUAGCUACGAUAUACACACAAAUCGCUGGCAAUCACUACAGCCAAUGUCAUAUCAUCGCUAUGGCGCAGGAGCCAUCGCUUUUGAUGGCAAGAUUUAUAUAUUUGGUGGCUUGAGUAUUCACUGUGAACCGCUAAAUUCAGUCGAAUGCUUUGAUCCAAUGACAAACAAUUGGCGGGAAUGCGCCAAAAUGGAAGGUGCCCGAGGUUGGCCUGGUGUGACCAUAUUAAAUGGAAUGAUAUACAUUGUUGGUGGUUAUAAUGAAGGCUGGAUAAAUACUGUUGAACGAUUUGAACCACAAAGCAAUGUUUGGACUAAGAUUUCACCAUUGAAUUCUCCACGUUUUGGCGUCUGUGCCAUCACAGUUGACAGUCGGAUAUGGGCCAUCACUGGAGAUGAUAAGUAUGUGGCAGAAGAGUAUGAUUUUGAACAAAAUAAGUGGACUGAAAAAACUCCAUUGCCUGCUUAUGGCAUCUUCAGCAGCGUGGAAGUGCCUAAUCAACUCAUUAAUAAAUUACAUACCAAAUAUUAUGCAAAUAAUAGAGUAGAAAUGUUUUGAAAUAAAAGAACGAUAUUGUGGCGAAAACGCCAAAUUCGAAUGACAAAUGAAAAAGACUUACCCGUACAGCUACAGCAUGCUCUACAGCGCAAGUAUCUAAUAUUCAGUUUCGAGAAAUUCCUAGAGAUAAGAACGAGUAGUCGGCGAGGUUUAUAAAAGAGCAGAAACCAAUUACAAAGUGAAUUGACUGGUGUAAAGUGUAAGAUAAGUCGCUGUGUAUAGUGAAAUUAAUUCUUAAUUGUUGAAUAUACGUUGAUUAAACUCCUUACAAUUAA
This is a messenger RNA of Ceratitis capitata (Mediterranean fruit fly), 1952 nucleotides long. RefSeq names its product kelch-like protein 5. The record is from RefSeq and is a predicted model, not a curated record. Gene Ontology annotation, molecular function: protein binding. The transcript is spliced from 4 exons. NCBI's taxonomy places the organism in Eukaryota, Metazoa, Arthropoda, Insecta, Diptera, Tephritidae. The coding region runs from base 244 to 1677 and encodes 477 amino acids.